Poeciliopsis prolifica (blackstripe livebearer) is the source of this 2743-nucleotide messenger RNA. RefSeq lists its product as uncharacterized. Gene Ontology annotation, molecular function: DNA-binding transcription activator activity, RNA polymerase II-specific; RNA polymerase II cis-regulatory region sequence-specific DNA binding. The record is from RefSeq and is a predicted model, not a curated record. The transcript has 12 exons. Lineage: Eukaryota; Metazoa; Chordata; Actinopteri; Cyprinodontiformes; Poeciliidae. Gene Ontology annotation, biological process: positive regulation of transcription by RNA polymerase II. The coding region runs from base 165 to 1622 and encodes 485 amino acids.
CAACGGGGCAGCGUAACGUAGCAACUUGUUCAGCGCGCGCGCGUGGCUUUUGAACCCGGCCGUUAAUCACAGCUUCGACCACGGAGGCGUUUUCACUCCCGUGUUUUCAGACUACUUCUCCUGAAAUAGUCUCUCCUAGGCGGAAAAUAGUUUGACAAGAAAAUAUGUCGAAGAGAAGAAGGCCUUCGCCGAAAUCCUGUUGUGUGGAGGAGGAAGUGGAAGAGAAAUCUGGGGACGGAAAGUUUGGCUUAAGGCAAGCAAGAGCCAAAUCUUUUAAUGUGUACAGCAACCAAGGUGACGAGAAGAAGAGGAAGAAGAAGAUUAAAGACAAUGGCAUUACAAAGCAAAACGGAAUCUGGUUUGUGACUUGUGAAAACAAAGAGGGAGUUAUGGAUAUAGAAAAACUGAAAAAAGGUGAGAAUUGCAUAAAGUGUCAGGGCCUGUGGUUUACCCCUCCGGCCUUUGAGGAGUUUGCAGGACGAGGAGCGUGCAAAAAAUGGAAAAACAGCAUAUGCCAUGAAGGAAAACCUCUGAUCCAUUGGUUUGCGAAAGGCAUUCUGUCCACAAGUGGAUAUCAAAGAAGAGGAGCCGAGCCUAUGAAGAAGGUUAAGGUUUCGUCAAGAAAAAUGGAAAGCAAGCCAACAAAAAGCGUCCACGAGUUCCAGGGAUCCAAGCGCAGUAAAUGUGAGCGAUCCGUCACCUCGGUGACCCAGAAACGCAUCUCUCCAGGAAGCUCAGUGGAGGCAGAAGUACAGUCUGUACAGGACCCUGAGGGAGGUCAUAUCACAGAUGACCACAAGCAGUCCGACAGCGACGAGUUUCUGAAGAGAGGCCAAAAAAAUAGGGAUGAUCCAGAUGGGAGAAGUGAUGAACACGGUAUAAACUCAGGAGAUGCCGAGAAUGGAAAUGAAACGGAUAACGGGGAUGUGCUUGCUGAUGCUGAUUACCCUGACAACAGCGGCGACGCCAGAGAAAAACACAAGGACUCAGAUGCUGCCAAAGCCGAGGAGCAGGAGAUGAAGAGGGAAACUGAAGUGACCGUCAGAAGGCUUUCAGAGAGGUGGAGAGCCUGUAAGGCGAAACGGCGUUCGAAAGGCGCCUGGUGUGAGCCGUUGGAGGGAAACGCACACUUCGAGGAGACCGAAGGCGCCACGGCCAUCGCUGACGGAAACGAGUUGAUCAACGAGAACCUCGGUGCCUCCACUGCAGAGCUCGUCGUUAUUAGCAAUGGUGACAAGACAGAUGAGGAGAAAGAUGCAGUGUUGGAUAUGAGGUCAAUUCAAGAUGCAGAUAUGACCUCAGGUCCACUUGUCAAAACUCAAACAAGUGGCCCGAUAUGUCUUUCGGUUUCACCUGCAAACCUGCUGCUUCCGUUUGUUAAUAAAGAGGUUAACGAUGCGGAUGAAGCCAAACCGGAUCAUGACGAAGCGGAAUCGGAAAACAUCAGAGUGUCAUACGUUCCGAAUGUCUCAGAGAAGACGGAGGACGGAGCUUCGGCGGUCUCAGACGUGGAUGCGAUGGAUAUCGAUCAGCUGAAGAAGGAAAAAAUAAAGAUGCAGCUUAAAGUUUUGAAAUUGCAAGAGGAAUGUUACACUCUGAUGCUAAAUAACUUGAAAAACUGACGAGAAAAGUUUUAGCGUCAACAUUGUAAAGGACUAGUUAGCCUUCUUUUUUUAGGUUUUACUAGAAAUUAGAUGCCAGGAUUUGGCAAUUAGCACACCAAGCAAAAUAUAUUAUCGGUGCAGAUUUUAUAUUCAAAAUGUGCCUAUUUCAUCAUUUUUACAACUUUUCUUUUUAAAUGUGUUCCUCGUUGUAUAUCAUUAAUUUCUUUAUCAGAAGAUGUCACAGCCGAACGUUGACAAAGAGACGAGACAGAAAGUAGCAAUGAUAACAUUUGAAGUUUACAGAAAAGUGGAGGAAAUGAGGAAAAACUGAGCACAGCAGCUUAAAAACGUAUCUAACCGGCACCCCACAGUGGAAUUUAAAAGCCCUCUGUGGUUUGCCCCACCUACCUGUAAUUCACCCUGCUGUUGAGUAAGUCUUUAUGAUUAAAGCAGUAAUUCAGAACACUAAAAUUUUGUCUGCAUGCAUUCGGUUAGAUGUCAUUUCUGCUCCAGUUCUGACCGGCAUUAUUACUUUGAUGACCAAAAACGUUGCUCUCUCAUUUCUCCAAACAGUUCUGCAGUGGCCGUUUACACCUCGCUUUUCUUCAUAUAAUCAGUUUGUGUUUUACUAGUGAUGUUUUAGGUAUUUAUAGUUUUACUUUCAUCAAACUCUUUCCUGCUGUUUCACCACUUAAACUCUGUUUAUCUCGACGUCUUUACGGAGCUCACAUUCAAACAGGACAAGCUAAGAAAAUACUGAGUGAUUUUUUUUUUGUUUUUUUUUCGCUUUUCAUGAAUAACAUUUAUGGGUUGAAGAGUAUUUAUUUUUCAAAUUCCCAAACAUGACUGUCUGAAGGUCACCUUUCAAGGUCAAGGUGUUAUUAUUGUGCAAAACUGGCAAGCGAUCUUGGAAAUGUGAAAUCUCUAAUCCGUUUUAUCAUCUUACGGUUUUGAAAGAGGCGUUUUCAAACACCAUCAUUACAAGCCUGUGAAUAACUGAUGAGAAAAUAAAUAUUUACUGUUACAUUUCAUGAUUUCAUCUGUUUAUAGAUCUUUUGACUGUAUUCUGCAUUUGGUGCUUUUCCUCAAGAAUGUGUGUGUUUUUUAGUAUACAUGCUGCUGUAUCCAGGUCUGUCUCA